AUGCCACGGUGCCUCGCGCCGUGCACAACACACCUCGUGGCCGACGGCCUCACGCAGGUCUCCGACGACGCGUGGGUGCGCGCCGCACGCACGCUGCAUGCCCUCGAGCAUGUGUCGCUGGUGCGCUGUGGCGUGGGCGACGCCGUCGUGUGUGCGCUCGCGGCACAUGCGCCGCGCCUUCGCCUCCUGCGCGUCAACAGCAACGACGCGCUCACACCGGCCGCCUUCGAGACGCUGGCGGACGCGGCGCCCCCCCUCGAGGAGCUGGAUAUCGGCUUUGUGCGCUGCAUUGACGAUGCUCUGCUCCUACGCCUCGUCGAGGCGAUGCCGACGCUCCGUCGCGUGUACCUGUUCGGGUGCCCCAACGUCGUGCGGGGCGUGAGCGCUACCCACCCGCAUGUGACGGUGGUGGGGCGCGAGCGGCGGUAG
Molecule: messenger RNA, 429 nt
Organism: Malassezia sympodialis ATCC 42132
Lineage: Eukaryota; Fungi; Basidiomycota; Malasseziomycetes; Malasseziales; Malasseziaceae
Source: the annotation of a RefSeq genome assembly